UUAAAGCCCCAUGACCUCAAUUUGCCUACUUGUGUGGCCUAUAAAAGGUAAGUUAUUCCCUUGCCAACCCAAAAUCCAAAGGCAGCCAAAAAAAGUUCCUCUAACUAGUAAUGCAGUUCGCCUUCCCAUCAUACCAACUCUCUCCCUGGCAUUAUCUCCUUACAUCUCCUGCCCUUUUCUCCAACCAGCUUAUUCCGGAAAACCACGUUCAUUGGACAGAAAACCCAGAGUCUCACGUUUACUCUGCUGAUCUUCCUGGUGUGAGAAAGGAGGAGAUAAGAGUGGAAGUUGAGGACUCAAGAUAUCUUAUAAUUAGGACCGAGGCAAUCGAUGAAUCAACAAAGCCAGCCAGGAACUUCAUGAGGAAAUUCCGGCUCCCUGGAAUGAUAGAUCUUGAUGGAAUAUCAGCUAGAUAUGAAGAUGGGGUCUUGACAGUUACAGUGCCAACUCCAAGGUCUUUCAGGAGGAGUGGUUUCUAUAAUGACCCUUCAGAUGUGCCUGAGAAGCUUGAAGUUGUUGCCAGGGCUGCCUGAAUUGGAAAUUAGAUUAUACCUGAUUAGCUAGCUACUAGGUUCUAAUCAAUGAUUCAUUGCUAUUAAAUCAUAAGCCUAUUUGUGGGGUGUGAUUGGUUUCGAAAUUGAACCUGGGGAAUUUGUUGUACAAAAGGAUGAUUCCAAAUAAGAAAGAUUGAAUUUGGUACGUACUAUGGCUGUAAUCUAAAUUUUUUAAAAUUUCCCUGGGAAACAAACAUUCAGGUUGAACAGACAAAGAAAACUCUUCCUGUGAUCUGUUAGGAAAGAGAAGCAAUUUGCCCACAUGACAUUGACACUUUUUCUCUUUUCCAAAUUCUAUCUCUUCUCUGUUUGUUGGUCAAAAAUUGCAUCAAAAUUACAGAAGAGUUGUAAGAAAGAAUUGAUAACUUGUCCUCCAAUUUGAGACUUGAAAGAAAGAGUUGAAGCCAGGCGGCAAGAAAUAGGGUGGGAUAUUCCCAUUCUGACAACCAAACAGGCUUUAACUGCCAACAUGUUGGGGAGAGCAAAACUACCAGGACUUGUUUGCUGUACAAAUUUUGCUUGCUAAGUCGAAGCAAGUCCUCCCUUUGGUACAAGCAUAAAUCCAAACAUCCAAACAUGAAGCGGUUGGUUAGAUAUUUUUCGGUGGAAAUGUAGAAAUUAAA
Molecule: messenger RNA, 1177 nt
Organism: Durio zibethinus
Lineage: Eukaryota; Viridiplantae; Streptophyta; Magnoliopsida; Malvales; Malvaceae
Product: HSP20-like chaperones superfamily protein
Source: RefSeq, a predicted model, not a curated record